AUGAACUCACUCGACCCGCAACAACUUCAAGAACUAAAGCAAAUAAGCGAUGACAAAGUUAAACAAGUGACAUAUUACUUUUUCACUGUAAAUCAUGUAAUUUUAUUUCUUGCCUUCUACGUGAUGGCAAAACUUCUCGAAAUCGUAUUGAAACGGAUCGACUCGAAAAUUAGUCCUACCCAUAUGAGAAAUUGCGUGACAUAUAUACUGCAGAUCAUAUUCACUACCGCCGGUCUCGUGAUUCUAAUAAUGAUACAUCGACUUUACGGGAAGGACUGGACAUAUAGAGACUAUCGUCUUCUACAACUAGCCACGUUAAUUAUCAUGGAUCUUGAGAAAUUGGAUGUCUCUCCAGAAGGUAUUGCAUUGCUAUUCCAGGCCACAACAGAGCAGGCAACAUUCGUUGGCCUCCUUUUUUACAGAAUAAAACCAAAUUGGGCAAAAGUAGUACUUCGAUUUUCCACCUUUCAAGUAUUAAUUGCAAAACUUGGAACACUCGCAUGGUGUUAUUUUAUGUGGAAGAGAGAUAUGAUAGGAAACUACAAAAACUCACCAUUCGAUAAGGCAUGGGACAUCAUUUUUCCGAUAGUCGGGUUAAUUCUCGUUUGGACACAAAUAUGGAGCACAUAUGUUGUUUGGGUGAUAUCUUCGAAAAAAAAACCCGAAAAGAACUUAGAAGUAAAAGGAGGUAGCGAAAAGGAAAGCUCGGCCACCGAAGUAAGGAGCGAUAACGAAAAUGAAAGCUCGGCUAUAGAAGUAAGGAGAAAUAACAGAAAUAAGAACUCGACUACUGAUAUUGAAAAAGGAAAUUUUGCUACAAAAGUAGAUAAAAACAAUGAGAAUAUUUCCAUAACUGGUGUAAGAUAA
Molecule: messenger RNA, 867 nt
Organism: Acaulospora morrowiae
Lineage: Eukaryota; Fungi; Glomeromycota; Glomeromycetes; Diversisporales; Acaulosporaceae
Source: the annotation of a GenBank genome assembly